AAGUUUUCGGUAUUUUGAGAACUAUUUUGACAUGCCAGGAUGUGUGGUGUGUGCCAGAUUAGUGGAUAUUAUUGACAAACAGGCAGGGAAAAGACAAGAGGAGUACACAUUUUGGCCUGAUGUGUUAGAAUGCUUUGGCCAUGUAUAUCAGAGGGAAAACUUUGCAGAUGAUAUAGGAGGGUAUUUUCCAACCUACAAAGCUGAUCCAUUGAGGUAUGUUGAACCCUGUAGUGAUGCUGUUAAAGGCUGGUUUAAGAAGCUGAAGGAUGCUGGAAAGGUUACAUUCCUUCUUACAAGUUCACAUGUUGAUUACGCAGAGUCUCUACUGGAAAAUAUUCUAGGGAAAGAUUGGCAAGAUUACUUUCAUGUUGCUAUGAUGUACGCAAGGAAACCAGGAUACUUCACCAAAGAGCAAACAGAGAGACCUUUCUAUUCUAUUGUUAAUAACAAAGAAGGAGAUGAGGUGAAUGAGAUUCAGACAGGAUGUAAGUAUCUACAAGGCAGUGUUCACACUUUUCAUUCAUACCUCAAGAAAAUGAGUGGAAAAGAAAAUCCAAAGGUGGCAUAUUUUGGUGACAGUGUUCGUUCCGAUGUUCUCCCGCCUCAAUCCGUUGGAUGGCAUCCAUUCCUCAUCUUAGAAGAAAUGGAAGCAGAAGGCUUGAGUGAAGAUAGUAAAGAUCAAACAGAUGGACCACCAACUAAGAGAGGAAAGAUCGCUGGUCCAUCAACUACCGAGAAAGAGUUCAUUACAUCAAGCAUAUGGGGUUCAUUCUUCACCGACCAGACAGUGUUAAACCUACCUGAUGGGAGCGUUCAAACUGGAGGGGAUGAACAUGAUGGUAUGAAUGGACAAGUUGAUCGUCAGUUUGAGAGCCUGAACACAUUAUGGGGGUAUUUCAUCCAAACAUAUGCAGAUGUAGCAAUACCACAGCUUGACUAUAUUGCAGAUCUCCCACUUGACCACCAGUUUGGUACAUUUGCGGACACGACACACCAUUCAGCAGGCUUCUUCCCUCAACCUCCAGAAACUCUCAAGAAAAAAUGAAAGUCAACCAAAACAAAAAAUAACAGUACUUGAGUUUGGUGUGUGAUUACAGUUAGCAGUAAUCAUUGAUUUUAUUCAGCAUUAAUUGACCGCUCGUGAGAUAUGAUCUGUACAUGUAGUUACCUCAAAGUGGGUGCUCUCUUUAUCCUUAUAAGACCGGGGUAUUUUUGAGGCUGGAAAAUCCUUUUUGAACAGCAUUAUCAGAAAAUUUCACAUUACAGAUUUAUCAUGGAAUAUGAUGAGGGAGGGUGUUUUAGCCACCCCCCCACUGUUUUGGAGUUAAACCUUACAUUAUUACACUAUGUGAAUUAGAUUUCUGUUGCCUGCAGGUUAAUAAUUGUACCUUGUUUCAAAACCGAAAGUUACAGCAAUGGUAAAUGAUUGGUUCAUUACUCAGAUGGGUGUAUUGAUAUCGUGUUGUGUGUUUUAAUUGUAUGUUUUCACAGAAUGCAAUAGCCCUCCAUACAGUUUUGUUUUGAAAUAAAGAUUAACUUCAGAACUAUUGUAUGAAACCUGAUAUAUAAGGCACAUACACAUAGCAAUAUCGUUGUAUGUUAUCGAAGGGGGUAUAUUUGCUACUGCAUUAUCAGGUAAUGAAUUUCCAAUUUUCAUUAGGUAUGUCAGAACCUAAUUUAAUUAAAAAAAUUAUACACUUGAUAAUCAAUAAAUAUACUUUCCCCUUACUAUUCAAUUCCAUUUAUUUUGGAUAUAACGGUCUAAUCUCUUUGAUCUUUUUAUGACAUGAAUAUGUACAAUUUGAUUUGAGUUUUACUACUAUUUAUUAAGCAAGAAAAACAGGGAAUCAAUAGUGAAAUAUAUUUUUAUAUUCAAAUACAAUCUGGGGUCCAUCUUCGAUUGAUCCAAUCAACCGUAACUAUGGAUGGCCAACAACAUCAACAUCUAAAAUGCAAGUUUGUUCAAAAUAUUUUCUAGAUAUGAUGUAUAUUCAUUUAUUCAUUCAUCAUUCUCUUGAAAAUUCAGUGUGAUUCUCUUUGUUUAAGUAGAAGAUUGUGCAAAUUUUCUGUAGAAAAAAUAUGGUAUGGAUGGAUUUCCAUAGAGUUGAGAUUGAUUGGAUUUAGUUGUUACUCUUUGUGAGACGGGGCCCAGGUUUAACAAGAAAGAAGAAGAGGGCGAUUCCAUGCUAGAAAAAUCAGCCAUUUUCACAACAUUUUUCAACCUGCUGUCCAAACAAAUGAAGAACUUCAAUUUGCUUUGUGGUAAUAUUAAAGUACUUCUGGGUAGACAUGCAACAAACUGACAACAAACAAAAAUAUGUUGUCCGUAGGUGAAUAAGAGCUUAAAAUGUUGCGUGUCGUUCUGGACAUUUCUACGUCCCCUACAACACACAAUAUUUUCACCUAUAAUUAACCCAUGAUCAUUUUUUUGUGUUGGUUAUUAGUUUUUCACAUGACGACCCACUAUAGCUUUAUCAUUGACAAAAAAGAAUAUUUCAUUGCUCAAGCAUUUGGCUAGGAAACUAGAAGUUGUCAAAAUGUCCCGUACGACACAAAUGAAAUGGCCCUAGAGGAUAGUGCUCAGUCACACAAUGAAACAGACUCCAAACAGACUGAUGGUAUGUCAUAACAGAUCUGAGUGCCAUUUCAUGAAGACUUGUUAUAAUAACAAAUGACCAAGUUUCUAUAUCAAAUUAACUAUCAGCCAAUCAGAUUGAAGGAUUUCAGUAGCUUUUAAUUGCUAUUGUAAAUUUGUAAUAAUAACAAGUUUUAUGAAAUGACUCCAAGUUGGUCUGGACUCCGUUUCGCUGGUGUGACUGUGAUAUAUUAAGAAUUGUCUGUGUCAUGGCCUGUGAAGGUAACAUUCAUUUCCUGAACACAUGUGAGCUAUUACUAUGUACACAGAAAAACAAACUCAGAAAUUAGUGAGCUAUCCCAUUGACAUGAGAUAAAAAUAUGUAUGCUUUUAUAUUUUCAAGUAGAUGUUAAGAACAGUCAAACAUCCUUUUCAAUUAAGAAUAGUCAAGCAGAUAUAAGAUAUAACUUUAUUCAAACCAAUCAAGUGAUAAAAUACAAUUAUUUAGUACAAAGGUUGGCAAAGAGAAUAUAACAUGAAUGGUUUUGGACCCCAUAGAAACAGAGCUUGUGAAAGGACUGCCUUAUGAAAUUGAUAUAACAACAUAAUUGAUAUAACAACAUAAACAAAAAAAUAAUUUGUACCCUGUUUUAAAAAGAAAACUCACAGCAAUGGUAAAUGAUUGGUUCAUUACUCAGAUGGGUGUAUUGAUAUCAUGUGUGUUUUAAUUGUAUGUUUUCACAGAAUGCAAUUUGAAAUAAAGAUUAACUUAAGAACUAUUGUAUAAAACCUGAUUUACAAAGCACAUACAUGCAGCAAUAUAUUUGUAUGUUAUCAAAGGUGGUACAUUUGCUUCUGCAUUGUCAGGUAAUGAAUUUCCAAUUUUCAUUGGGUAUGUCAGAAACUAAUUUAUUAAUUUUUUGGUACACUUUAUAAUCAUUAAAUAUAUUUUUCCCCUAACUAUUCAAUUCCAUUUAUUUUGGAUAUGAAGUUCUAAUCUCUUUGAUCUUUUUAUGACAUGAAGAUGUACAAUUUGAUUUAGUUUAUAAUAAUGUAUUAUUGUUACUACUAUUUAUUAAGCAAGAAAAACAGGAAAUCAAUCAUGAAAUAUACACAUUUAUAGAGAUUUUAAUAUUCAAAUACAACCUGGGGCCAAUCUUCGACUGAUCCGAUCAACCACAACUAUUGACGGCCACCAACAUCAACAUCUAAAAUGCAAGUUUGUUAAAAAAUUUCUAGAUAAGAUGUAUAUUCAUUCAUUCAUUCAUUCUUGAAGAUUCAGUGUGAUUCUCUUUGUUUAAGUAGGAGAUUGUGCAAAUUUCCUGUAGAAAAAAUAUGGUAUGGAUAGAUUUCCAUAGAGUUGAGAUUGAUUGGAUUUAGUUGUUACUCUUUGUGAGACGGGGCCCAGGUUUAACAAGAAAGAAGAAGAGGGCGAUUCCAUGCUAGAAAAAUCAGCCAUUUUCACAACAUUUUUCAACCUGCUGUCCAAACAAACGAAGAACUUCAAUUUGCUUUGUGGUAAUAUUAAAGUACUUUUGGGUAGACAUGCAACAAACUGACAACAAACAAAAAUAUGUUGUCCGUAGGUGAAUAAGAGCUUAAAAUGUUGCGUGUCGUACGGGACAUUUCUACGUCCCGUACAACACACAACAUUGUCACCUAUAAUUAACCCAUAAUCAUUUUUUUUGUGUUGGUUAUUACUUUUUCACAUGACGACGCACUAUAGCUUUACUAUUGACAAAAAAGAAUAUUUCAUUGCUCAAGCAUUUGGCUAGGAAACUAGAAGUUGUUGUCAAAAUGUCCCGUACGACACAAAUGAAAUCGCCCUAGAGGAUAGUGCUCAGUCACACAAUGAAACAGACUCCAAAACAGACUGAUGGUAUGUCAUAACAGAUCUGAGUGCCAUUUCAUGAAGACUUGUUAUAAUAACAAAUGACCAAGUUUCUAUAUCAAAUUAACUAUCAGCCAAUCAGAUUGAAGGAUUUCAGUAGCUUUUAAUUGCUAUUGUAAAUUUGUAAUAAUAACACGUUUUAUGAAACGACUCCAAGUUGGUCUGGACUCCGUUUCGCUGGUGUGACUGUGAUAUAUUAAGAAUUGUCUGUGUCAUGGCCUGUGAAGGUAACAUUCAUUUCCUGAACACAUGUGAGCUAUUACUAUGUACACAGAAAAACAAACUCAGAAAUUAGUGAGCUAUCCCAUUGACAUGAGAUAAAAAUAUGUAUGCUUUUAUAUUUUCAAGUAGAUGUUAAGAACAGUCAAACAUCCUUUUCAAUUAAGAAGAGUCAAGCAGAUAUAAGAUAUAAGUUUAUUCAAACCAAUCAAGUGAUAUAGUACAAAUAUUUAGUACAAAGGUUGGCAAGGAGAAUAUAACAUGAAAGGUUUGGGACCCCAUAGAAGCAGAGCUUGUGAAAGGACCCCCUUAUGAAAUUGAUAUAACAACAUAACAAAACAACAGAAGAAAUAAAUAGAAAUAAAACAUUUUAGCAAGAAUAUUGAUGAAUCGUGACUUAUCAUGCAAAUGACACAGAUUUCACUUAUAGCAGACUGAAUGCAACAAUCUUAUUAAAGGAUAAUAUUCUUCCUUCUCUUUGUACCAGAGAUGUUAAGAAAACAGCACUGCCACUCCUGACCAUGUUCAGUCAGUAUGUACAGAUGUAUACCAUGUGAGAUGUAUUGUAUAACGUGAGAGUGAAAAAAAAAUUAUAUGGCUGCAAUGACUGAAUCCAAAUGCCAGUGAUGUCAUAAUUAGUAAACGUAUUUGCCAGUCCCUUUUCAAUGAAAUUAACUUGAGAAUUGAUACUAAAAAGUGUUUACUAGACAAUUAUAAUGUUAAUUAUGUUUAACAAUUGACUUUAAUGCAACCCUUAUAGAAUUAUGACAUCAUUGGCAUCUGGAUUCAUUAAUUGCAGUCGUGCCUUACUUUGACGCAAAUCAAACUUUACACCACAGUAAGAAAUAUCCCCUGAUUAUCCAAGCGUUAACACAUACCACAUUUGGGAGAAGAUACUCUUUCCUGCCAUAUUUAAUGAUUAUGUGUUCGCAUCAUAUUUUUUUCCUUUAAUUGGGUUUUAUGAGGUGUCAUUUUUUUUUUACUCACAAAGUAUAUCUAAAGGCAUUUUAUCAUUUACUCUAACUUCUUAAUAUCAACAAUUUUCAUUUGUUAACAACACCAAAGAGAAUCAGGUUGAAAAUCAAUGAUGCUAUUAAACCUAGUUUAGAGUGAAUAGAUUAUAUGCUACAAACAUGUGUAUUUUCUAAAUAUUUCAAGUGCAUUUAUUCUUAACUGAAUAUGAUGGGUCAAUCAGAUGAGCACCUGCCUCAUGUACGAGUAGGUCAAGGGUUCAAUCCCUGGCUGAGUCCUUAUAAAGACUAUAAGGAUGGGUCCCUAUGUCUUCUAGGCAUACCGCAUUUUAGAAUUGAGAAGGGAAGUAAUAUCAUAUGAUUGUGUUAUGCAUGUCCUGCUUGAAGAACAGAUUAUAAGAGCUAAAUUAGCUACCACAUGGGUCAAUUGUUAGUAAUUGCAGCAUUAUGAUCUCCAACAAAAGAAAAUUGCAGCAUUCUCAAUCAAAUUCUUUGGAUUCUUUAAUAGGCAUAUCAUUUUUCAGUAGCGGAUCCAGGUGGGGGGCGACGGGGCGGUCGCUCCCCCAAUUUUUUUAAUCGGCGCCAAAGGCGCCACCACCACCCCAAAACAACUUUUUGGUAAGGCAUUACCUCGGGAGGACCUUAAGCCGUCGGUCCUCUGGCUGCUUGUUUACAGGCAUUCAUGCUUUCUUAGCAAUCAGGUAAAAAAUCACCACCGCCACUACUAAGGUCGGCGCCGCUCAAAAAAAAAAAAAAAAUGAAAAUGAAAUAAAACCGGCGCCGCUUUCAUCUCAACCGGCGCCAGUCAAGAAUAAUCGACGCCGAUCAAAAACAA
This is a messenger RNA of Lytechinus pictus (painted urchin), 6491 nucleotides long. Its product is annotated as 5'-nucleotidase domain-containing protein 1-like. The coding region runs from base 32 to 1045 and encodes 337 amino acids. The record is from RefSeq and is a predicted model, not a curated record. The transcript is spliced from 8 exons. Gene Ontology annotation, molecular function: 5'-nucleotidase activity. Lineage: Eukaryota; Metazoa; Echinodermata; Echinoidea; Temnopleuroida; Toxopneustidae.